CCACUUUGCCAAAGAGUGGGUGCUAGUGUGCAAUUGUGUCUAAUCUAUGUGAAACCAGUGCUGAGGAAGUAGGAGGGUGGGGGAAGGAUCUGCUGAAACCGCCGUGUCCGGGAUCGAGCCGACACACAGCCUGGAAAGUUUGAUUUGAAGAGAGCAAGUUCUCUCACACAUGUCAUGGCUUGAAAAUGUUGGUGUUCGCGAAAGUAGAGCGGGAGCGAACGGCGCCGCGCUUAGGUUGAGAUAUUUACGCUGGAGUAGAAGCUGGGCCGGAUCAUAGCACACACAUACAGAGAUAGAGAGUUCCGCGAAAUCACGAACCCAACUCCUUCUGCACUCUAACCUUUGUGGAGGGGAGAGGGGAAAUUCACACACGAAUUGGCGUUUUUUUCAAAUCCAGCUGAGUGCAGCGCCCUACGCCGCUAAUAGCCGAAAUCAUUUCACAUCGCUUUGUGUUGAACAUUGCCUCGUUCCUUGCUGUUACUGUUACAGCCGAACAAGGGAAGACAAAAAAAAAGUCUGCUGACGAGAAGUCUGCUGUUGUAAAAACUGAGAGUGAUGGAAAUGCAGGUAUCAGAAUCUGGAACUGCAACUCUGCCUACUUCAGGCAAAAGAUCCAAGCCAAAAGCCCCAGCACCACCAAUAUUCUCCAAGCAUGUUGAGAGUUCUUCAGUAACUAAGAGCCGAGAGGGUGAAAGUAAAACCAUGGAACAGGAAAACAACAAUGUGAACAGUUACUUCGAUUUGACUGUGGUUCUGCCCGGAGGAAUGGAGCAGUCGGCCAGUAUAAAUGGAAGCACACCCAUGAUGGAUUUGUUAAUUUUCCUUUGUGGCAAGUAUCAUUUGAAUCCUUCAAAUCAUACUAUAGAAUUGAUGGGAAGGGAGAAGAAUCAAGUCCAGUUCAAACCCAACACAUUGAUUGGGGCAGUUGAAGUGGAGAAAAUUAUUCUGAAGCAGAAAAAUAUAGAAGAAAAGAAAAAGCCUGUAUCAAUGAUGCCUGAGCAAACAGUACGUGUUGUAGUAAACUACAAGAAAACACAGAAAACAAUAGUACGUGUUAGUCCUCUUGUUCCUCUUCAAGAACUUGUUCCAGUAAUCAGCAAUAAAUGUGAAUUUGAUCCAAAAAGCACUAUUCUCAUCAAAGACUUUGAGUCUAAGGAGCCCUAUGACUUAACAAAAUCUCUAAAGGAGCUUGGCAUACGAGAGGUAUACGCAUUGGACACUAGUGUAGGAUUCUCCCAGGCUAAUUUUCAAGAUGGAUCCAUUCAGCAAGGACAAUUUCACAUUCCUGCAAAUGCAAAUCUGGAGAAGGAAAAUAAAGGUUUCUUCAAUGUGUUUAGACUGAGUAAGAAGAAGCGUGAAAAACCGGCAAGUGCUCCUGCAACCCCACUAGUAAGCCAGCAAAGACCACUUGGCAUGAGCAGUGCAAGUGCUUAUUGCCCAACAUAUGAAUCUAAUACCUUGCCUUCAGAUCUGCCAAAGAAAAGACGGGCACCUGCACCCCCGCUAACUGUUUCACAGAGUUUUCCAAAAGAUUUAACUCAGCAAUCAUCGACUAGACCAACGUCGUAUGUUUUUCCUGAUGCUUCUGUGAAUUCUACUGAACAGGUUUUGCAAAACUUGACAGAUUCUAGCAGACAAAGAACGGGGUCACUUGGUGGUGAAGUUGCAACUACAAGAAAAACCAAAAGAAAGGCUCCCCUGCCUCCAACUAAAAUAGGAGAUCAAAAUCCCCAAGAUAAUAAAUCAGAUUUUAAUCAAGGAUCGGUGGAUUUAUGCCCAAGUCCUGAUGCUGCAGAUAAGGCUUCUGCUAACAAAAUACCAGAUACCUCAGCUGAUGGUCAAGCUGGCAUUGGAUCGGAAGGUAAUCUUGAAGAGAUUAUUGAAACAGAAGAAAUCAGAGCUCCAGACGUCAAUGAUACAAAAGCUGUUGUUAGUAAAGGAGACGAGGCACUGUGCCCACCAAUUUCCCUAAAUGGCGCAUCCAGUUUUCAAAAUGUACAGACUUCGGAUGAGUAUAAUUCGUUUGCUGUGACAGAUAAAGAAACUAAUAUCAAAUCUGAGGGCAAAAUAAGUACAGCUGAAGAUGUUUGCAACCAAAUUGUGACAGAAAAGGAUAAAAAUUCAAAGACAGAUAUAGAUAAGGAUCUAUCAGUGGCAAACACAAAUGUUGAAGAACAACAGAUUGCAGAAAAUAAACACAGUGAUAUGUAUCAGAGAGAUUCAGAUGGAAUGCCAAGCGUGAAGACCAUGUUACCACCCGAUAAACGAAUAACAGGAGAGUUGAUUCAAACUUCAGAAGAAACAAGCAUUUCUGGUGAUGCUGGAACCAGUCCUGUGGCAAGACAUUCUGCCAAUUCUCCAUCAUCAAAUGUACCUGAUAAAGACAAUCAAAAACAUUCCGACACAGUGGAGAUCAAUGAGCUGGAAAUUAAAAAAAGUAAUUCUGAAGAGUCUAAUAAAGAAGUAGAUUUUCAGAAUGUCCACUGUACUGGUGCAACAGAGAGUACCGUUAUCCUAACAUCAUAUGCAACCUUGAAAGGCACUUCUGCAGAAUGCCCACAAGUCAAUAAUUUUACUCUGCUGGAGUCUUCAGAGCAACAGAAUUAUGCGCCAGCAUCAAAUAUGUCUGCUGAUGCAACUGAAUGCACACUUGCUGAUAAGCAGGAUAAGAUGCAUGUUAACCAACCAGCUAAAGAAUGCUCAGCAUCCAAUGAUUCUCUUGCAUCAUUGUCAACCAAAGAUGCCAGCAGAAGUCCAGAAAGUCCGACAAAGAUUCCAGUGCUAUAUAAGUGUGAGUCUGAGCCUAAGCCUAAGCCUUCAAAUGAAAUCACAAGAGACUAUAUACCAAAGAUUGGAAUGACAACCUACAAAAUUGUUCCCUCAAAGUCAUUAGAAAAUGAAGCAUUUGUCACGUAUGGAGUCAUGCCAGAAGCUGAAAUACCAGAUCAGCCAACAGCAUCUUAUGUUGUCACAGUGCCUGACACUUCAAAAGAGUCAACAAAGCAGCUUGGUACAUCAGAAGAACCUCUAACUAACGUUAUAAGAGAGCUAACAGCUUUUCACCAAGGAGCUCACUUUGAUAAAAGUGCUAAAGGAAGAUCCAUUAAUCCUUCCAUUAAAACCUCUCACCUAGAAACAACAGAUUCCAAAUUGCUGGCUGAUACUGAAGAUGCACAAUCCAAGGUGCGAGUAAAUAGAAGAACUCAGAGUACUUCAGAGAAGAAAAUGAAUGCUGGAUCAGCCUUCCUCCAGCUGCAUAAAAGGAGCUCAGGACAAUAUGUUAGCUCUGCUCUAGCUAGAAGUGCUAGUUUACCUUCUCAAUCCAGCAUUGAUAGAGGUGACAAAUUCUCACCAAAGGAGGAAAAUGGAUUGACAAUUCAGGAAGUUACUCCGAUAAAUGCAGAUGAUCUAAAUAUUAUAAUUCCACCACCUCCAGAAUUUACUGUAAUUUCUGAAGGUAAUGCCCAGAAAGAAUUGCCCAAAUCUGGGGAGACAUCUAUAUCUCGACCUUCAAAACCUCCCAAAGUACCAAAGAAGCCAUCUGUUCGUGUAACAUUAGCUGACACAAAAGCUGUCAGAACUACUGUUGCUGCAAAAACAUACAGCCCUACCUCACCAUCACCUUUUGCUCGUGCGGUGUCUUCAGCAGUCAAGAAAGCACAAACAAAUCCAACGUGUUCCUUUAAACCCAAGAGUGCUGGAAUUGAUUCAUCAACCCUGUCCUCUCCAACUAAUUCUGCAGAAAGAGAAUUGCAUCCAGCUUUAACAGUUCAUAAUGAGUCCGGUCACAACAGCUUACCAAAACAGACUUUGUCUCCUGUAGGAGGACAAGAAAUGGAUUGCUGUAAAAUAGUGGGAAAUGAGGCACAGCACGUUCAACCACAAUUGCCAUCUCCUUUAAGUACAUCAAAACCUGCUUUAAUUUCCCAAAUGAGUGACCCAGGAGAAAUUCACCGAGCUGUUCUGGAUGCUGUUCGCUCAGGGGAAGGAGCUGCCAGACUUAAAAAGGUGGACACACUUCCCAUGAUGUAACUAUAUGCAUUAAUAAUUUACUAAAACAAAGUUGAUCAGCUUUAAUUUUAAAUUUAUUCAGUUACAACUGAGAUAUUAUCCAACAAUUACUAAACUCUGUAAUACACAGUUAUGAGUAUCUUCUUGCACUACAUAUUGCAAUUCACUGGAAUAUAAGGGGCCUUGGCUCAAAGUUGACUCGAUGUGAUAGCUGUAAUUGUGAACCUGAAAUACAAAUAUCUGUACUAUACAUGUGUGUUGUAUGUGAAAAUUAUGUGCACUUAUAACCAAAACAAUCUCAAUUAUACAUCUUUAAUCUGUAUUUCCCUAUAAAAUCAACAUUUUUGCAUACAGAUUUUACGCUGUACAUAAAAAGAUAUAUAAUAAUAGUAAAAGCAUUUUUGUAAUAAGGACUAAAACUAUUUUAAAUGUAAUUGACAAAUAUAUGUUGCAAUUUAUUUUUAAAUCCAACUACUGUCUUCAGCCUUUUUGGCUUUUAUAAUUUAGCGAUAAGCCCUCCAAUUAUUCAACAAAAAACCAACCAAUAUUUGGUUUUCCUAGCAGUGUUGUAUUUCCAUGUUGUAAUUUCAAGUCUUUGAUGUUCCCAAAACAAUGGGUUUCAUUUUUCUGACCAAUGGGGGCAAGACCUAGGUGGUAUAUGGAUGCAGGACACCUGAGAAAAGCAGGGGAAACCAUGUUGAUAUGCCAUCAGGUUAAUUUUCCAUGGUUAAGCAUGGACUGUGGUCAACAGCCUGUACCUCCAGAGACAGACAGACAGACAAGUGAGAUAAAUUAAGGCUCCAGCUAGUGAUUAUUUACUAAGCAUGCUAGUGUUUUGAUGUCUGUGGAAAUGUCCUUGCAAUGUAUAGAGGCUGCCAUUACAGUGGAGGUGGCCUGCUUUUGGCAUAGAGCUGUCAAAGGUGGAGGCUCCAUUCUCUGAAAGAGGGGGAUGUGGGCAGGAGUACCCCCACCUGCAGCCAACGAAAUCCACUUGGAAAACUUUCCCCUCUGCUCUGAGAGGCCUGGUAGCUUUACCACUGGGAAUUUUUAAUUUAAAUGAACAUCUCAGAAGGCACCUCCAUGUUGAGGCAUCCUUAUGGGCCUCAAUCUGCCUCACCUUUCCUGUGUUUUGUUGAGGCUCUGAAACUGCUCGCCUUCUGAUUGCUUUGGUAUCAUUAAGAGCUCGCGCACUGCCCUUAAUAGUUCAGUGAGCACAGAGGCAGCCGGUUAAAGAGGCGGUCACUGGGAAAAUUGCACCUUCAAGUUGCUGCCAGCAAAUGGGAGCUUGGGGAUCCCCAUCUGGUGCCAAAAUUGGGGUCCGAAAGCCUGCUGUAAAAUCUAGUUUUGUAAUGAACUCUUUACCUCUCCAGCAAUUUAGAAGCAUUUAUGGGAUCAAUUAGCUGGCACUUUACUUCAAACUUAAAGCCAAAUCAAUAGGUACUUGAUUGUGUCAUACCAAUAAAAGCAUAUCAAAUAUUUGGUGGAAGUUUUCUGUAGAUAGAAACUAGCUUGUAUUCUUAUUGAACUGUUACAAGGACAUCUGUCAUAUAAGUGUUAUGCCAAGGAAUGGAUUAAAAUUGAUAUAUCAUCUUCAGCUUUAAUGUUUCAAAGAUUAGUUUGAUUAAGAAAUAUCAGUUGAUGAAUUACUUUUGAAGAAAAUGUUUAUAUAAAUUAAUUUUGCUUGAUGUAGAAGGAAAAUGAAACAAUUGCAAAUAAUGUAUCUGAUAUCACUCCUUGAAACAAUUAACUCUAAGUCUGUAUUCAAUACUUUAUUCAAUCAUUGAAAAGCUAUUUUAGGGUGGGGCAAGGGUAUUUUAAUGUAUAAAAUGGCUUGGGUUAGUCAAUUUAUAACAACGCUUGUCUUUGCAAAACUUUUGAAAUAUUUAUUUUGAAGUAAGAACACUGUCAAUAUGGCUUGGGCUUAUUUUUUGAAAUGUUCACUUUCAGUUUUGAAUAUGUUUCCUGAUUUAGCACUGUAUGUAAGAAUUCACAACUUAAGUUCUGCAAUAUUCAAUGCUUCAAUUUCUAUAUGUAUGUUAAGAGCACAUCUUUGAAACAUUAAAUUCUUUUACCCUGUUUUUGUUUAA
Chiloscyllium plagiosum (whitespotted bambooshark) is the source of this 6098-nucleotide messenger RNA. RefSeq names its product cordon-bleu WH2 repeat protein-like 1b (gene cobll1b). NCBI's taxonomy places the organism in Eukaryota, Metazoa, Chordata, Chondrichthyes, Orectolobiformes, Hemiscylliidae. Gene Ontology annotation, molecular function: actin monomer binding. The record is from RefSeq and is a predicted model, not a curated record.